AUGAAGACCAAGUUCUGUAACGGUGAAACCGAGCCCUCCCCGCUGGGGCUACUGCUCGGCUGUAGCGCCGGCGCCGGGGUGGUCCUGCCCGCCGCGGGGCAACCCCCGUCGCCGCCCACUCACCCUGAGGCCGAGGGCAAGGAGCUGGCGGGGGUGCGGGCGCCGCAGCACCAGCCACCGGCCACGUUGCCGCCACCUGAGGAGGAGCCCGACUCCCGCACCCGCCGCAAGGCGUAUCUGUGGUGCAAGGAGUUCCUGCCUGGGGCCUGGCGGGGGCUGCGGGAGGAGCAGCUGCGCAUUAGCCCCAUCAGAGGUGGCCUCAGCAACAUGCUGUUCCAGUGCUCGUUACCUGACACCAUGGAGAUGGUUGCAGAUGAGCCACGAAAAGUUCUCCUCCGCUUAUAUGGUGCAAUCCUACAGAUGAGGUCCUGUAAUAAAGGAGGAUCAGGACAGGCUCAGAAGGAAAAUGACUUGCAGGGUGCAGAAGCCAUGGUACUGGAGAGUGUUAUGUUUGCCAUUCUUGCAGAGAGAAAUCUUGGCCCGAAGCUGUAUGGAAUCUUUCCACAAGGCCGAUUAGAGGAAUUCAUUCCAAGCAGAAAGUUAGACACUGAAGAACUAGGCUUACCUGAUAUAUCUGCAGAAAUAGCUGAGAAAAUGGCCAGGUUUCAUGGUAUGAAAAUGCCAUUUAAUAAAGAACCUAAAUGGCUUUUUGGGACAAUGGAAAAGUAUCUAAACCAAGUAUUGAGGAUUAAAUUUACCAGAGAAUCCCGGAUUAGAAAAUUGAACAAAAUCCUCAGUUACAAUCUUCCCCAGGAAAUGAAAAGCCUAAGAUCUAUGCUUGAAGCUACUUCAUCACCAGUUGUCUUUUGCCACAAUGACUGCCAAGAAGGUAACGUCUUGCUCUUGGAAGGCAGAGAGGAUUCUGAAAAACAAAAGCUAAUGCUUAUUGACUUUGAAUACAGCAGCUAUAAUUACAGAGGAUUUGACAUUGCAAAUCACUUCUGUGAAUGGAUGUAUGACUACACUUAUGAAAAAUACCCAUUCUUCAAAGCCAGUUUUUUGAAGUAUCCCACAAGGAUGCAACAGCUUCAUUUUAUCUCCAGUUACCUGACUGCAUUCCAAAAUGGAUUUGAAAAUCUAAGUAAUGAAGACAAGUCCAAAACAGAAGAAGAUAUGUUGAUGGAAGUCAAUAGGUUUGCCCUGGCAUCACACUUCUUCUGGGGCCUGUGGUCCAUUAUACAAGCGAAGAUUUCAUCCAUAGAGUUUGGAUACAUGGACUAUGCGCUGUCAAGAUUUGAUGCAUACUUUGACCAGAAGAGGAAACUUAAAGUGUGA
Emys orbicularis (European pond turtle) is the source of this 1335-nucleotide messenger RNA. RefSeq names its product choline kinase alpha (gene CHKA). NCBI's taxonomy places the organism in Eukaryota, Metazoa, Chordata, Testudines, Emydidae. Gene Ontology annotation, biological process: phosphatidylethanolamine biosynthetic process; CDP-choline pathway. The coding region runs from base 1 to 1335 and encodes 444 amino acids. Gene Ontology annotation, molecular function: ethanolamine kinase activity; choline kinase activity. The record is from RefSeq and is a predicted model, not a curated record. The transcript is spliced from 12 exons. Gene Ontology annotation, cellular component: cytoplasm.